AGCUCAGGAGGAGGGAGAAGCUACAGGAUUUCUUGCUUGGGAAAUAAAUGUGAGAUAACUUGUGGCAUUUACAAGCCAGCAGAAUGAAGGAGAUCAUCUUCUUGCUGCUCCUAUUGCACUUACAGAGUGGCAGCAUUGGAUUUAACACACCAGGAAAGCUCUGGACCACAGGCCAGGGUGGUGAAAGCCAGACAAGACACUCAGACUUGACUCCAUCUCCAUCCACAAUUGUGGGGUCACCCCAUUCUGAGAUCCAAGCUGCCAAAGUGACUGCCUCACAGGGACCUCCUUUUGCAUCUUCAGGCAAGACUCUGGGAAUGAAAGCCAUGAAGAAAACCUCCAAUCCUACAACCUCUAGCCCUGCAAGCCAGUCAAAUGGACACAGUGAUGGUGACUCUGAGAAAAAUAACACGGCAAGCUCAUCUAGCAGCAAAGGGACAUCUCUACAGAGCAAUGCUAGAGAGGUCCCUCUCCAGCAAGAGGUCACUACAAGCCAGGAUACAGCUACAGGGAACAGAUCUCUCCAGCAGUCAUCGCACAGCACUGGUAUCACCAGCACCCAGAAGGAUGGCAACUCCAAAACAUCUGGCUUUGAAACUACCAGGGGAAAAAACUGGUGUGCUUAUGUCCAUACCAGACUCUUGCCUACAGCGGUAGUGGACAAUCUGGAAACCUUCUCAUCAGGCAGAGCGAAGCCUUGCACUUGGCAUAUUGGAUCCUGUGCUCAGAGGUCCCAGACAACAACACACCAAGCCUACAGAAUCAAACAUAAAAUACUAACAUCACUGGAGUGGAAGUGCUGUCCUGGGUACAGUGGGCAAAACUGCCAACCCAAAGCUCAAGAACAACAAUCACUUAUACACAGCAACCUGGCUGAAAGCAGCAGAACUAUCAGUGAGAGGACACCAGGAGCUCCUCAGGACCCCAGUGGGCCAGCACUUACACAAAAAAUGAAUGAGAAGAUUAGCAGCCAGGAGAUGAAACUGACUUUUCUACAGAAGAAGGUUGACAGCAUUGCUGCUGCGAUGAAUGAUGUGAGCAAGACGCUUUCUUCUCUGGAAGGCAAAAUCAAUGAAGAUAAGGGCAAAGACUUCCAGUCUUUUCUAAAAGGUCUCAAAUCCAGAAACGUUAAUGAAUUAGUCAAAGACCUUGUCAAAGAGCACUUUGAAGUAUUUCAAGGUGAAAUGCAAGAGAGCAUGGCUCAGAUUUUCAAGGCUGUGUCUAGUUUGUCAGAUGAUCUUGAAAAUACGAAAGAAUUAGUCAAGCGUCUGAAUGAAACCCAACAAAAAUUUGCUCAGGAGAAAGACAGUGGGCCAACAAAGCUUGACAUUCUGGAGCUAAAGAGUCAUAUGGUGCAGAUGAAAGAGGAAAUGACCCUCACUUGUGACAAGCCUAUGAAAGCUUUACAGGAAAAGCAGAAAUCCUUGGAAGAUAACUUGGAGCAUCAACAAUCAAGAAGUGUCAUUUAUUAUGAAUCUUUAAAUAGGACUCUUACUGAAAUGAAAGGUGCUCAUGAACAGCUAUUAUCAGCUGAACAGUCUUCAAGCCAAAACAUCCCUUCAGCAGAUAAAGUCACGGAGUACAAUGUUACAGAGUACAUGUUCACAUUGCAUGAGAAAGUAAAGAAACAAGGCAUGAUGGUGCUGCAGAUCUAUGAUGACUUAAGGGUCCAAGAUAGCAAGAUCAGCAAUCUCAGUAUUGCACUGGAAAUUCAGAGGCACUCUGUUCUGGGGGUCUGUGAUGACAUGUUGUCAGAGAGCAGAAGGGAUUUCCAAACACAGCUGGCAGCAGCUCAAGAGAAUGUACUUGUCCUAAACAAAAGUCUCUCUGACCUGGUUCUUCCAUUGGACAAUAAGAUGGACAAAAUGAAUGAGCAAAUUAAUGAUUUGUGCUAUGAUAUGGAGAUCCUGCAACCCUUGAUUGAACAAGGGGUUCCUUUUAGUCUGACUUCAGAGUAUGAGCAACAAAUCAAAACUGAAGAAAUCAGUGAGAAGCUUGAAAACCUCAUUACUGUCAUUAACAGAAUGAGUUCUGCAAUUAAGGAGCUUUCCAAAACUCAAGAAGGACUUAAAAAUGAAUCUCAAGCUUAUCAGGAACUGUUUGAGAGUCGUGUUAAUGAAUGCUCCAUGGAACUAGAAGAUGGGUUAAACAAGACCAUGAUAGUAAUAAACAAUGCUAUUGAUUCUAUUCAAGAUAACUAUGUACUGAAAGAUAUGCUACGUGCUCUAAGAAAUGAGACUGAAGUCUGCUGUGGCAGAGCUGAGAAACUGGACAGCCUCCUGGCUUUCAUUCCCCAAUUCCAACAGUUGAAUGAAUCCCUCCAGACACUGCUCCUUGGUAAGAAGUAUGAGUUCACUUCACAAGUAGCGCCACCCCUUUCUGAUCUUCCAUACGAGGAGUCUGACAAAAGUAUCCUCCACAAUUUCAGAAGAGUUUUCUAUAUUUUAAAUGAUACAUUGUCAAAAGUGGACAAUCAACAACAAGAUAUCAGCCACCUGGAAGAAAAACUAUUUGACUCUGUGGAGGAAUCAAGGGACCAUGAGGUUCGCCUUCUGAAUGUGGAGUCAAAAAUUUCCAAGUUUUUGGCAAACAACUGUGUCCCACUGAAAAAAACCAAAGCUGCCUCGACAGAGAAAGAACUAGUGGUCUCACUUCAGCUCCAGACGCUGAGUUCCAGGAUCAAGGCCCUGGAAGCCAAGUCGAUCCGCUUCUCAAACACUAUUCCAUUUCUGAACAAGACUGCUCAUGAGGCCUGGGGGCUGUGUCAGGAUACCAACAACAGCAUCCAAAAAGUGAAUGCGAGUAUACCUCUGCUAAUUAAACUUGCUCAGCCAGAUAUCCCCCUGCUGCAGAGAGGCCUCAAAGAGCUCAUUGAAUCUGUGCUUGAAAUAAAAGCAGGAACCAUCUUGACAAAUUUAACCCAGCGUGUUGACAUAUCGGUGGCAAAUGCAAUGAACAACAUCACCAAACUUCAGAAGCAGGUGAAACCGGUUAUAAAGAAACCAGCCCCAGCAAAAAAAGGAGCAGCAAAUGUAACCAUGGGCCUGGCAAGCCGAAGUCAGAGAAACACAGAUAAUACUAUAGAUCCAGGGCAGUAUUCAGCUUGUGUCAGUUCCCCAUGCCACAAUGGAGGAACCUGUAUCAACGACAGACAGAGUUUUAUUUGUGCUUGUCGCCACCCCUUUGGAGGAGUCAACUGCAGCACGAAGCUGGUGAACGACAAUUCUCUGAGUGUUGAUUUUUCAAAAGGAUCAUACAGAUAUGCACCUAUGGUGGCUUUUUUUGCCUCUCAUACGUAUGGAAUGACGACUCCAGGACCCAUCAGAUUUAACAAUCUGGAUGUCAACUACGGAGCUUCAUUUGCCCCAGCAACCGGGAAGUUCCAUGUUCCAUAUCUGGGGGUCUAUGUUUUUGAAUAUACCAUUGAAUCAUUUAGUCCACGUGCCUCUGGCUAUCUGGUCAUUGAUGGAAUAGACAAACUCACUUUUCAGGCUGAAAAUAUUAAUAGUAACAAGUACACUGACAGAGUAAUUACUGGGAAUGCUUUAUUAGAGUUAAACUAUGGUCAAGAAGUUUGGCUCAGGCUGGCAACUGGCUCUAUACCAGCCAAGUAUCCACCAGUAACUACGUUUAGUGGUUACUUGUUGUAUCGUACCUAAGUCAGUCAUAAAUGUAAACAGUUGCCAUCAAGUGAAGCAACUUGCAUGUGAAUUUAUCUUUGCCUUUAAAUACUUUGUUUCUUUAACAGCAGCAAGUUUCUCAAAGUAACCAGUGUGAUGGUGUUUGAAGUGCUGAUUCUCCAAGAAGUUGCUUGGUUGUAGCCAUGUGUGCAUUUACAAAGAGAGUCCACAGGUUGGAGAUAGGGGAAAAAUAAGCAUCUUCCUUAUAUAUAAGCAUGACUGGGAAGCACAAAUCAAAUUAUGUUCUACAUUUACAUUGCAUAAACGUACUUACACAAGGUUGCUGAGAAUCAGUUCUCAAGAAAAAUCAAAGCUGGUUUUGAUUAUUUCUUUACAACCUGAGUGCAUACCAAAGGUGAUGGAUAGAUUUUGAUGACUCAGAUGCUGGGUUACUACUUAGCUCAUUGUAUCAAGUCAUAAUCGUGUAUAUAUUCUGUUUGGAAAAAAUAUAUUUCUUUUCAUUUUGUCUGACAUCAUUCACCACAUAUCUUGAUAUGUCAGCGUUUAACUGAUUCAUGAUUUUUUUAUGUAACCAGUAUGAUAACAAACUGGUUUUUACCUAGCAGAAAAAAAACCCAAGAGGGGAUACUGAAAAGCUGCAUGUCGAUAAAUUCAGUUUAGAAAUAAGGUGCUCAUUUUUAGCAGUGAAUAUAAUUUGUCAUGGGAAAAACAUUAUAAUGGAUUUGGUGGAGUCUCUCUGUUGCUUGAAGCAUUUAAACCACAGCUGGAUUUUUCUUAGGCAAUAUGUUUUUGACCAAACAUGGUUAUAUUGGAUUCACACAGAUUUUAGCGUGUAAACUUUGGCCUACAAAGUACACAAGGUUAAAUGAGAUAAUCAUACUUUCUAAGCUUGAGCUCUAUAAUGCUAUGAUUUUAUUUGUUUCUGCAUUAUAUUCACUAACUACUAAGGCAAGAUGAAAUGAACUUCAGUCUGCAUAAACCAGAAUGUGAUUUCCAAGCACCAAACCAAUAAAAAAAAAAAAAAAUUUUAGUUCAUGCUAUGACUGCCUGAAUAAAUAAACCCUCAGGUUCACCUCCUUAUCAGUUGCAAAGUCCUGGGUUGCUGCAGUUUCUUGAUAGCCCAUUGACUGGUGUGACUGGCCAGGUUUGCUUCUGGUUACUGCCUUUGUUAAUGCUAAUUGAUCAGGUUUUAUGUCUCUGUGUUUGUCUCCCUCCCUUUCCUUAUCCUCUGAGCUGAGAAAAUAAACUUUCUCACACUCCACAUGUCCUUACCAAUUAGUGCCACCAGCCAGGUUUGUUCUCAUCACUACCUCCCUUACCAUGUGUCAGGCAGGUGUGUCUCUGCUUGUUCUUGUUUAUGGCUCCUUUGACCAGCUACCCUUAAAGGAGCAGAUGCUCUCCUUCCGUGGCCCUUACAGUCAGUUAUUGUUAAUCGUUGUGCUCCAGUGAUCUAUGGCAAUUUAUGCCCAGAAUGUUUUGAAGUUCCCUGAAUAAUUUUGUUUUCCAGUGUCAGGAACUUUUAUUGAAAACACAUGAGAAUCUUCAGCUCUCUUCUUAGGUAUUACUUAGUUAAUGUGCCUUACCAGGUCUUAAGGUGAAUGUCCAUGACAUGAUUGAAUUCUCCCGUGCUGUAUAUGUCAGGUAAGAUAAUCCACAGCACCUUUCCUCAGGUGUAUAAAACUACACUUUGUUGUUCAAAACUGAAAUGUGCAUUCUCCACCAGGAGCAUUGGUACUGAAGCGUGUCUGUGGGCGUGUGUCUGUGUGCACUGGUUACCUGAACUACAGAAGUGUGCUGCACUGAAAGGCAUUCUCCCAGCUUCAGGGGGGGGUAUCCUACCAUGGCUUGUGGUUAAGGAGAGCAACUGAGAAUUGAUGAAAGCUUUCAAUCCAAGCUCAUUUUCUGAGGCCCUAAAUCCACUAAUUAAUUGUUAAGAGAUUUUGCAGCACACAAAUAGUUAUUAAAAUAUCCUAUGUUUCCUUGAAGGAUCUGAAAAAAAAACAGAGCCACUACUCUAAGGGUCAAUUGCAAAUCUUGUUAACAGGUUGGGAUGUUUUACUGUUGCUUGUAAUUUUGUUUUCAUUUUUUUUUGAGGCCAGAAAUCCUUUUUUCUUUGUACCUGAUGGAUUCUUAUUGUACCACGAACCCUGAAUGAGUGUGCUACAGACCUUUCUCCUGUUGCAUACCAUAUUUUUCUGUAAACACUCAAAAUCCUUGAUACGGCACUAACUCAGCCUACUGUAGCAUUGAAUUUUAUUAAAUAUAAUGACCACAAGCCCCAAUCCCUCCUUGUAUGAUUUUUUCAUUUUAAUGUGUUUAGCCCUCUUCAUUCCUGCUGUGGCUAUGGCUAAAUGGCGUGAAAAUUACUCUGCAGAUGAAAUUCAAAUGACCCACCAGAGACUGCAUCUCUGUUUUAAUGUGACUUUCUUCGCCCUUGCUGCCCUUGCCACUAAAUUCUUCAAGCUGGGUCUACAUCUUCACAGGCACUAUUUUCCCCCAGCAGCCAGAUACUUUCUAUGUCAUUGUACUGGUUUUCUUUCCUCUUUUCUUUUCUCCUUUUUUUCUCACAAAACUCUGAAUUCAUUUGGGUAGAGUAAGAAUUCUGAUUAAAACCACUUCUGUAGGAACACCACACAGAAAAAUAAUUUCCCUAAUAGAAAAUAGUAAUGAAGCUUAUUCUCAUUGUACUAUUUAAAACACGGAAGAAAUAUUUUUUAAAUAUAAUAAAUGUACACUCCCCUUUUUAUA
Molecule: messenger RNA, 6389 nt
Organism: Harpia harpyja (harpy eagle)
Lineage: Eukaryota; Metazoa; Chordata; Aves; Accipitriformes; Accipitridae
Gene: MMRN1
Product: multimerin 1
Exons: 8
Coding region: 84-3659 (1191 amino acids)
Molecular function (GO): protein binding; extracellular matrix constituent conferring elasticity
Source: RefSeq, a predicted model, not a curated record